AUGGUACCAGGCCUUCCCCGUACCAAGCCUUCCCCAGUUCAGGCCUUCCCCAGUACCAAGCCUUUAGUACCAGUCCUUCCCAGUACCAGUCACUCCCCUGUACCAAGCCUUCCCCAGUAUCAAGCCUUCCCCAGUACCAAGCCUUUCCCCAGUACCAAGCCUUCCCCAGUACCAAGUCUUGCCCAGUACCAGGCCUUCCCCAGUACCAAUCCUCCCACAUUAGCAGUCCUCACCCCACUAAGCUUACAUCAGGUCAAAGAAAUUACAACUUCCAACCUUCUCUUGUCCAAACGAUAG
This is a messenger RNA of Homarus americanus (American lobster), 297 nucleotides long. Its product is annotated as alpha carbonic anhydrase 8-like. The transcript has a single exon. The record is from RefSeq and is a predicted model, not a curated record. Lineage: Eukaryota; Metazoa; Arthropoda; Malacostraca; Decapoda; Nephropidae. The coding region runs from base 1 to 297 and encodes 98 amino acids.